AUGACUUUAUUUUCUUCAAUUUCUAAAAUUGGUUCAAUUCAAAAUGGUAUUUCUUUGAACAAAACUAACAGUACAAUUUCUAAUAAUGAAGUAAAAGGAUUUAAUAUUAAAAACCUAGAUUAUUUUUUUUAA
This is a messenger RNA of Dictyostelium discoideum AX4, 132 nucleotides long. RefSeq names its product hssA/2C/7E family protein. The record is from RefSeq and is a predicted model, not a curated record. The transcript is spliced from 2 exons. The coding region runs from base 1 to 132 and encodes 43 amino acids. NCBI's taxonomy places the organism in Eukaryota, Evosea, Eumycetozoa, Dictyosteliales, Dictyosteliaceae.